AUGGACAAGAGCUCGGAUGAGGAUCAGGAUGAAACUUAUGAGUUUGUCAAGGUCUCGGAAGAUGAAUCCGUCGCUGUGAUGCAUCAUUUCUUUACCGAGUUUCUUGCAGAUACGAAUCGCAAGGAUCAUACGUCUGCAUUUCCUGUCUUGGACGACCCAACUUAUCAUGGAAUGCUAGCAAUCUUCCUGCUGGAGUACCUCAAUAACUGCCCGCCCUUUGAGAUGGGCCUUGAUUACCGCAACAGUUCUGACAGAGAUUACCGACCGUAUCAUGAAAAUGAGGAAGAACAAUAUGAACAAUAUUGCAAGCGAGGUUAUCACUGUUCCCAAGUACGCGCUACCCAUCCUCUGGCGGGGUAUGCAGCUGAAAACCUUUCUCUACACCUUACUAAAGCAGCAGCAGCUGGCCCUAUUGAAAAUAUCCUGGCUGCUCUGGAUCGCUUCUUUAUCCCUGGGAAACCAGCCUUGCAGAACUGGUCAAUUUUUAUAAGCCCUGAUCUAUUCCCUGCCUAUGACAGUGUCUUCCACAUGGCAGCUGUAGUUAAGGACGCGCCGUCACUCCCAAUAUUUGUUUUAGAGCAUUUUGCUAAGCUAUCGCCCCAUCUUCUUGAUGCCCCUGACCACGAUGGCCGGACGCCGCUAUCCUAUGCAGCAGAGAGUGGUCAGGCUGAUAUCACCAGAUUUCUCCUGGCUAAAGGCGCAAACCCAAACUCUAAAGGCAAGGAUGGAAGAACGCCACUCCACAUGGCACUAUGGAAUCCGCAUGUUGUCGAAGUUCUCAUCAAUGCUGGCGCCGACCCUCUUGCCAAGAGAGGGCCGAUUCUUGAAGCAUACAACUUUAACGGGUGGCUAGGACCAGAAGUAGAUGAUGACCCAUGGCGUGAAUCAGUUCUAGGCGUUGCAUUCUCACAACAUUCGGAUGGCGAUGUGAGGGAUAUUUUUAUACCGUUCAUCCCUCCAGAUUCACUUAAUUUAUUCUUUCACCAGGCUCUCUCUUUCCUACACGCGAAAAAAACCACCAUCGAAGCUUUUCUCAACACAGGAAAGGUAGAUGUGGACUCCCUUUGGCAGGGAGAGACAGCACUAUACCGAGCUGCUAGAUGCUGUAUGCUCGACAUGGUAGAAUUACUUAUUGAUCGUGGGGCGGACCCGAACAAGAGAUGCUCGCCAUAUUGGCUCAGUUAUGAGAUUACCGACAGCGAGAGGGGCCCAACUCCUUUGCACGGCGUUGCAAAUCUACGCCGACUGGAAUGCGCUGGGACCUUAAACCUAAAGCGGGUUACUCAGGCUUUGAUCUCCGCGGGCGCCGAUGUAAAUACCUUUGCAGCCGAGCACGACAAUGCCCCGGAUAUGACUCCUCUACAUCUGGUUGUUAGGGGAACCGAGCCUGGGGAGAUGGGACAUGACAUUGCGCGUGCACAGUUAUCUAUUGCUGAAGUUCUUUUGUCGAAUGGCGCCGAUCCCAAUGCACAGACUGUGCCAGAUGGAAACUCGCCAGCACAUCUUGCAAGCCCUGUCGACCUCUCCCUCUUUGGAAUACUUGACCGUUACGGAGCUGACAUCAACGCACGCAAUGCACAUGGGAGAACACCUCUGAUGGAACUCUUAUUCCGUGUCAGCUGCAGAGACCACAGAGCCCAAGUAUUACCGCUUCACCAAGAACAAAUCAUCCAGCGUAUAAACAAGCUUCUGGAGCUAGGCGCCAGACCGGAUGUUACAGACGGUAGCGGAAAGACUAUCUUCCACUACAUUUUUAAGAGCCUGAGGUACCUCUGCACUUCUGAGUGCUUGCCUCUUGCAAGGAAGCUGUUGCAAGCUGGUAUAGACAUCAAUCAUAAAGACCUGAGCGGCCAGCCACCAAUCCUUCUGUGCAAGUCGUGGCAACAUCUCGCGUACUCGCCUUAUUCCAAGCAGUGCAAGACUCUCCACAGACUUCUCGACCUGUUUCAUAGCUUCGGAAUGGACUUCAAUUCGAAGGAUGCUGAAGGUCGGACUAUCCUGUGGAACAUCGUUGAGAACUCUGAUAUCUCCAGGGUCUUUGUUACCGUCUCCAAGCUCAUCCGCCUCGGCGCAAACCCCAGGGAGCGGACCCGCAGUGGCUCAACGCUGCUACAUGCUAUAGCCAAAGCGCGUUGCAAUCCACCCAGUCCCUCAGCAGGCCUAAACUUGAAUGCGGACGCAGCUGCGGUUGACGUAGAGGGUAAUACUCCCAUUCAUGCGUUUUUUCAGGGGUCGGUCAGACGCUCCUUUCGCUCGCUUCAGGAACUUGCCCGAAUAUUGGUCAGUAUUGGCGUCCCACCUCUGAAAAAGAACGCCAAAGGGCAGACUGUUUUACACCUCUCAAGGUGCGAGGAUGAUCUCAAAGCUAUCCUCACAGCGCCAUAUUUUAAGGGUCUGAACUUUGAUGAACAGGAUGUAAGCGGCUUCACGCCACUGCAUUAUGGUGCGGAAUGCUUUGAUGACAGCGCCAUGCUUCUGCUACAGUCCGGCGCAGAUCCAACAGUCGUUUCGCCCAGCGGUCUUUCAGGACUUCAACUUGCGGCCCAGAAAGGUAAUGUCAACAGUGUUCUCCUGCUUCUUGCCGCACUCCGAAAGCGCCGUGUACUCAAAGAGUAUAUAAAUAUGCUAGGCAACGGCUGCACGCCACUACACUACGCUUGUCGAUCAGGAAAUUUAGCUACCAUCUGGGCUCUGCUGCGUAACGGCGCCAAUCCUUGCAUCAGGGACGACAUAGGACUGACGCCGUUGCACGCUUUAGCGGACGGGGGUACUCAAAGGCACGCUAAGUCCUUGCCGCUGCCUGGCGACCAUACCAUUGAUAUAGUCGGCCUGCUGCUGAGAGCUGGUGCUGAUGUCGCGGCCAGGGCCACAAGUAGUGGAAGAAAUGGCGAUGAAGGGACGGAGAGCGCUACACCGUUAGGUGCAGCGGUGGAACGCCAGGAUUGGGUUUUGGUCCGUGAGCUGUUAGCAAGGGGGGCAAAACCACACGAGUCUUACAACCUGCCCCGAGAAUUUAUCUUGGCAACAGAUAAGAACGAAGCUGCUGAGGAAGCCCGAAGAGUUCAGCAAUUAAUACCCCAGAUCGAAAGCUCCGCAGCGGCAAGUCCGUGUUGGAGAGGUCGCUGGGCCGCUGACAGGACAAUACUCUGGGAAGCAGAGACCCGUUUCGUCACUGGCGGCCAAAUGAUUCUGGAUGAGAUGGCUGCAAGCGAGGAUGGGGAAAGCGAUUUCAUCGGCUUUAGCAUGCUUGCUGCUGCGCUGCAGGACGGUGAUUACGACAGCGUCAAGGAGUAUGCCCGGCUAGGAGGGAACCUUUACCUACAAGGGACUGGAAACCUCCACUUCGUUGAUCUUCUGGUGGAAUGGGAGUGCUUAGAACUUCUGCAUUGCUUAGCCCCCGAUUUGAUGAAGCUCCAAGAUAAGGCUGUUUGUGACACGCUGCUAGGUCGGGCAUGUCUGCACCCAGAACCCUUCUUACACGUAAUCGAGGUUCUCAUAGAAGGGCUAGGCGUUGACAUCAAUACUAGGUACAACAUAUCUGGCUCUGAGGGCUAUGAGCAUCACGAGGGAACAGCUCUUCAUUUCCUAGCUGAUGGUAAAGGGGCCUGGCGGACUGAAGGCCUGAGAUACCUUCUUACCAAGGGAGCUGAUGGUAGAGCACUAAAUGGAGCAGGAAUGACACCACUAAUGGUAUGUCGUGAAGAAGGGGCGGCGCAUGUUUUGAGAGAAUGGGCCGAUCCUAACGCAACUAUCAUGCCCAAGAAGAAUGCUGCGGUAAUUCAUUAA
This is a messenger RNA of Fusarium fujikuroi IMI 58289, 3786 nucleotides long. RefSeq lists its product as uncharacterized. Lineage: Eukaryota; Fungi; Ascomycota; Sordariomycetes; Hypocreales; Nectriaceae. The record is from RefSeq and is a predicted model, not a curated record. The transcript has a single exon. Gene Ontology annotation, molecular function: protein binding. Bases 1 to 3786 code for a protein of 1261 amino acids.